Molecule: messenger RNA, 519 nt
Organism: Pseudocercospora fijiensis CIRAD86
Lineage: Eukaryota; Fungi; Ascomycota; Dothideomycetes; Mycosphaerellales; Mycosphaerellaceae
Exons: 3
Coding region: 1-519 (172 amino acids)
Source: RefSeq, a predicted model, not a curated record
AUGAUGUACGCCUGGCAGGUGCACAUCAACAGCACAGAAGACACCGCGCAGCGUAGUCCGCAGGUCUUCGCCUCCCAGCCUGACAGCACUGCACUGCAUGUGACAGUGCUGAAUCAUGUACGCACGAAAUUUAUUAAUCUCGGAGCUGUUCACUCUCCUGCGAGAGAUGGAGUGCUCAUUCGUGAUUGGCUGCGCAUGCCUCUGGCUGGACGCGAUUUCCUUGCCAAGCUCCGUCAGACCCUGGCUGCCAGAAUUGUGAUCUCUCCUUUCUCGCCAGCUUCGCUUCUUGCUCUUUUCCAUCGUCAAGUCAACAACCCAUCAACACUACUCACCACCAAAAACUCCCGGAUCUUGCCCUCUAAGCUAGGCAACCAACUCUCCGUAACCACACGCGCAUCUGCUGCGCUGCUGGGUCGUGUGACGCUGCGUUUGCUCGACAAUCUGUUUUCCACAGCUCGACGAGUGUUCACGAAGUACUUCAGUCACCGAAGUACAGUCCUCAUUCAACGCCACAUCUAA